This is a messenger RNA of Myotis brandtii (Brandt's bat), 3085 nucleotides long. It is a transcript of the gene TMPO, whose product is annotated as thymopoietin. Bases 1 to 1230 code for a protein of 409 amino acids. The record is from RefSeq and is a predicted model, not a curated record. The transcript is spliced from 10 exons. Lineage: Eukaryota; Metazoa; Chordata; Mammalia; Chiroptera; Vespertilionidae.
AUGACAGAACAAUACAGUGUUACCAUAAUAUAUUUUUCAGAAUUGGGUGAGAAAGCCACAAAGAAAACUGAUAAACCCAGACUAGAAGAUAAAGAUGACUUAGAUGUAACUGAACUCACUAAUGAAGAUCUUCUGGAUCAGCUUGUGAAAUAUGGGGUGAAUCCUGGCCCCAUUGUGGGAACAACCAGGAAGCUAUAUGAGAAAAAGCUGUUGAAAUUGAGGGAACAAGGAACAGACUCAAGAUCUUCUACUCCUUUCCCAACAAUUUCUUCUUCAGCAGAAAAUACAAGACAGAAUGGAAGUAAUGAUUCUGACAGAUACAGUGACAACGAAGAAGGAAAGAAGAAAGAACACAAGAAAGUGAAGUCCACUAGGGAUUUUGUUCCUUUUUCUGAACUUCCAACUACUCCCUCUGGUGGAUUUUUUCAGGACUCUAAAAUAGAGCUCAAGCUUGAGAAGAGAGAACCACUAAAGGGCAGAGCAAAGACUCCAGUAACACUCAAGCAAAGAAGAGUUGAGCACAAUCAGAGCUAUUCUCAAGCUGGAAUAACUGAGACUGAAUGGACAAGUGGAUCUUCCAAAGGCGGACCUCUGCAGGCAUUAACUAGGGAAUCCACAAGAGGGUCGAGAAGAACUCCGAGGAAAAGGGUGGAUACUUCAGAACAUUUUCGUAUAGAUGGUGCAGUAAUUUCAGAGAGUACUCCCAUAGCUGAAACUAUAAUGGCUUCAAGCAACGAAACCUUAGUUGUCAAUAGGGUGACUGGAAAUUUCAAGCAUGCAGCUCCUAUUCUGCCAAUCACUGAAUUCUCAGACAUACCCAGAAGAACACCAAAGAAACCAUUGACAAGAGCUGAAGUGGGAGAAAAAACAGAGGAAAGAAGAAUAGAAAGGGAUAUUCUUAAGGAAAUGUUUCCCUUUGAAGCAUCUACACCAACAGGAAUUAGUGCUAGUUGUCGCAGACCAAUCAAAGGGGCUGCAGGGCGGCCAUUAGAAUUCAGUGAUUUCAGGAUGGAGGAAUCUUUUUCAUCGAAAUAUAUUCCUAAGUAUAUUCCUUUGGCAGAUGUCAAGCCAGAAAAGACAAAAAAGGGACACUCUAUUCCCAUGUGGAUAAAAAUUUUGCUGUUUGUUGUUGUGGCCAUUUUUUUGUUUUUGGUCUAUCAAGCUAUGGAAACCAACCAAGUAAAUCCAUUCUCUGGUUUUUAUCUUGGCAACUCUAAAAAUCUCAACUGAAUGAUAUCUCUUUGGCACACUCAACUUGGUCUCCUAUUUUUAAUAACUGUAUAAAAAAAAUUGUGUACACUUCUUGACGCAAGAGCUAAAUAUAAUGUGAUUCACCUCAAAUGUAGUAUUCCAUUGAAAAGUAAGCGAUAUAUAAAUGGACUUCAUUUAAAUGUUUUGGACUUUGGACUAGUAGGAGAUCACUUCGUGCCAUACAAAUAAUCUUUUUUAGCUCUGGAACUUUUUUGUAGACUUUAUUUUUUUAAUGUGGGCAUCUUAUUUCAUUUUUGAGAAAAAUGUAUAUUGUUUCUGUGUUUCAAGAAGGGCGAAAUGUAUAAUGUGAAGCUACACAUUUAAAUACUUGGAAUUCUUACAGAAAAGAUUUAAGAAUUAUUCUCUGCUGAAUAAAAACUUUAGAGAUAGGUGAAACAUGAAAUUUGGUAAGAGAAAAAGUAACUUGGAGUUGUACUUUUGUAACAGCAACGAAGUUUAAUGGUGUUUAUGGGGAAAAGUACGGCAAUAAUCUCUUCAGUAACUUUUAUUACUAGUAAUGCUAUUAGUGUAGCCCUGUUGUACUCACUUUUUAAAAAAUUUCUAGUAUCAUGAAUGUCCUACUUCAGUAAGACCCAUUUAAAUACAGUUGAAUUUUAGCAGUAAUCUUUUAGUGCUAAAGAUUCCUAUAUGUAUAUGUUUUAGAACCUGUAUUUUUUAUUUACAGCUAAAAAUAUUGUCAAUCCAGUUUGCUACCAAAUAUUUUUUAAUAAAUAAGUGUGUGUCUAUUUAGAAGUUAGAAACUUUACACACUGGUCUUUGUUUCCAUUUGAAUUCCUUAUUGCAUUGUCUUCUGUUACUAAAAACAAAUUUUGCCAAGUUUUUUUUGCCCUGUUUCCCAACAUAAUUUGAUUUUAAAAUGCAGAAAGUAUUAGCUUUUAAAUUACAUAAACUUUUCUUGGCUACACAGUAGUUACAUGAAUUUGUAAACUCUGAAUAUGAGGUGGGCAUUAUGAUUUUUGUGUACUCUUGAAGUGGUUAACUUUAUCUUGUGGUUGAUGUAUUUUUUUUUAGCUAAAACUUACCUCAUGAAUAACUUGGUUAAUUAAUUGAAAUUUCAACAGAAUCAAGUAAAACAAAAAUUUUAAACUUACUCAUUUGAGUUACUACUUUUACAGUCUUUGCCAUAAGCACACUAAAAAUGUAAGUUAUUUUUAAAUGCCAUCUGAAAUAAAAAGAUACUUUUGCAAAAGGGAAAAUGCUGAAGGUGUAUAUUUAGACCAGCAAACAAUUUUUAUUUGAAUUAGCCCUUUUCUGAUAUUUAGCUUUUAGAUAUUUUGUAGACAUUUUUCUCUUGGCAGUUUAUCAGAAAUGUUUAUAGGCCUGAGGGAGUAAAAAACAUAUAGGUCAGAAAUGCUUGCCUCUUUGAGUAAAAGUGUUUCUUUGAGAUGAGCCACACAGGGGGCACGUUUUACUCAACUUUCCUGCGUAAGGUAAUAGCAGUCUACUUUCACUUUCUUUGUUUUUAAACUUCGUUUCCCAUUUUGUUUUCGAUCUUUUGUUUAUAAUUAGAAAUUGUGAAAAGCUGCAUUUACUGUUUAAAAAUGUGGGAUGAUAAAUCAGACUUAAUAUGUAUGUAAGAUCAAUUUUCUAAUAGGAAAGGUGUGGUACAAAAUAGCAAAAGUAGGACCAGAUAAAAGUCUUCCUCCUCCCCGCGCCCCGCCCCCCCCGCCAUGUGUAUUUGGUCUUUUGUGUGUGUCUGUUUUACUCCACUAGAAUUAAUGUGUCCUUGAUGUAAACGCAAAGCAUUUCUUCCCGAUUAAACUGUAGAUGUAGACUUUACAAUAUAAUUCAACAAUAAAAAAGUUAACCUGUA